Messenger RNA from Amyelois transitella, 3488 nucleotides. RefSeq lists its product as uncharacterized. NCBI's taxonomy places the organism in Eukaryota, Metazoa, Arthropoda, Insecta, Lepidoptera, Pyralidae. The transcript is spliced from 2 exons. The record is from RefSeq and is a predicted model, not a curated record. Bases 166 to 2604 code for a protein of 812 amino acids.
UCGAUUUUGAAAAAGUGUGUGUGAAGUUUUGUUGAUAUCUCAGCUCAGUUCAGUGGUUUGACUCUCAGCCCAGUGUUAUAACAAAAAUCUUUAAACAUUAAGUUUCAACCUGUGUUCCAUUUGUGAUCGUCAGAAUGGACUGAGAUAAUCUGUAAUAUAACCAAAAUGGGUACAAUAACAAUGCAAAGAGAUCUCGUAGUGGCUCUCAAGAAAGAAACAUCACAGAAUGUGGGAAUUCUUAGCAAACUGCAGCCAAUGCCUGGUGAUUUGUCGAGGCAGGUAUUCAAGGAGAAUGCCCUCGACAAGCCCACACAAUCAUUCUUCAAUCACUUGUCAUAUUAUUUAGUGUGUAUCAUUGACUCAAAAGCUGCUGGCAGUUUCUCGUGGCCUUUAUACGAUACAAAGACUGAGAGGGCUUACAGAAAUGAGUUAUCUAGCUUCAUAAAUGAUUAUAGUGGUAAAGGCCUACUAUCACCUGUCAUGUCUUCCUAUUUAGUCAACCCUUCUUGCUAUAAAGUAACCAUGUUGAUUUUUCAAAUGUCUCAAUUGGCUGUUCAGCGCGUUUUGUUGACCAAAAUGAAGAAAAACCGCCAAAAAGAGCUGUAUGAUGACAUGACAAAAAAGUACAAGCAAAAUAAAGAUGGUUUCAUGGAAAAUAUUGAGUCUGAAACAGAGGCUAUGUUAUGUAAGUUUUCUAAUUACUUGCGCAAGAGGAAUGCAAUGGAAAAGAUAGCAGAACUAUUGCGCAACAAAAUUACUGAAAUUGAAGCUAAAUUAGAGAAUUUAAAUUGUCAGAAUUACAUCAACAGUUUGGUCGACAAUUAUCUUGAAACUCACUGUGUAGAUGAAGGGUUUAAACAUGAAAUAUUAGAAAUUAAGAAUGUCAAUAGCUUGCCUAAGAUCUUUGAUGACUGGCUAGAUGCAGUUGAUAAAGAAAUGGAUAGAUUAGAAAGUGAAUGGGAUAAGAAAGUAUCACCAUUUUUGAAAAUAUGCCAGCAGUCAAGAGAUUGUACGGAGUCUCUUAUUAACAGACACACUGGUGAAGCAGAGAGAAGUUCAUACACAAUUGAAUUCAAUCCAUCCGUAGAUUAUAUUUGUACUAAAAAUCUUGAAGAGCAGGUCAAUAGUCAACAAAAAUAUAUUCUACGUAAUAUAGUCAAAGACAACAAGUUGAGUUUUCCGAGUCUAAUACGUGGGUUUUUAAUAUCAAUAAGUUUUAUGCUGAAAAAUGCAGAGAUCGGAAAUGAAAUUUUCAAGUUUAAUGAAUAUUUAGAAGGAGGCACGAAGAAUUACGAAGAAAUUGUAUCUGCAAUGAGGAUGCUGACUGAACGGGUGUUUACUGCUGAAGCAAGAUUAGAGCCAUCACCCCUACUGACCAACGAAUCCGUGUCAAUGAAGGAACUCGCCGAAAUACCUCCAUUACCCGACCUGUCUGACCUGAAGGCUAACAGAGAUCUACAUAGUCAAUUAUUAUUUGACACAUUCACACCAUUCAGUGAAUCAAAACACCAGUUCAACUUGCAGAGAAGGAACACUUACCAUCUUUCCAAAAACCAACCUCGGUCCUUACUUUCAUCGUCUUUCCAACCUCCCAGAGACGAUUUCCUGAAAAGCCUUAUAUCCUGCCGUGUAAGCACUUACGAUCGCUCCAACGUGAGCAAUAUAAACAAUAUGUCAAUUAUAUCGCAUACAAACAAAAACAAUGAAACUAUAGCCGAUUGCACAUCUGGAUUCACGAAGCAGCAGAUAUUGAGGUUACUCUCAACAAAAAAAUCGAGUAGCUCAAAGAAAUUCAAAUACAAAACAGAAAGGCCCAAUAUCAAUGUCAAGAAAGGAGGAUUGUUCAAUGAAUCGAAUGUACCGAACGAAAGCUGCGGCUUAUACAGGAGUCACUCGUCGCCUAAUCUCUUUGAGAACAGAGAAAAGAGACAUGUGAAUAGGUUACAUAAACGUAAGCUGUCUAUAAUGCAAGAAGAUUCGCCAUCUAUGUUAGAAGUCUCCGGAAUUAUAAGGUUGGAUUUUGGAAAGGAUAACAGUUUCGGAACUCCUAUCAAUGGUGGAGAUUUAAAUAAAAUUGAUGAUGAGGACGCAGCGAGCAUUCCUAUUGUCAAAGUCACAGAUGAACAAGAAACAAUAUCAAUGUUUGCCAAAAUUGAAGCAAACUUAAGAGAUGUUGAAGAUUUCUCACCGGUAUUAAAAGACGAUAGAAAAAGUAUUGAAUCGACACAGGAAAAUUCGAAGUUGGAGACGCCGAAAAAUAAGGCUCAGCUUGUGAAAAAGACGAGUUCUCUAGAGAAAAUAAUAAAUAGGUUUAAAAAAGUCAGAGCGAACGUCAUAUCUGACAGGAGUAGGGAAGAGACUGAGAUUAAUACAAUAGUUGAAGAAAAGGAGAAUUUCAAUGCCGUUACUGUUUUUGCUGCAAAUAAGGUCUUAUUACCUGACCUAUUAAGUCCAAGUUGCAGUGUGUUGUCAGUGAAGGGAAAUUAUUUGGAUCAGUUAUGUUUGGAUAUCGAUGAAAAAGAAAAGAGAAGGCCUAGGGAAAGUCUGGGAACAGCUUUGGGCGUUGAUCAAACGUUUUUAGAUCAGUUCGAUUUGAUUGACUGAUACUAUGAUAUUAAAAAUAAAUGUAAUAAACAACGAACUCAUAUAAUUAUUUACUUCAAGUUAGAGAAUUGUUUACCAAUGCAAUCAGGCAUUUUAUAACUUCACUUAUUUAAUUUACUUUAGAUUAAUGCCUUAUCCUAGAUCCAAGUAGAAACUAGCGCCGUUUUGACGUUAAGGUAAAACUUCGCAGGUAAAAGUUAUGAGAAAUAAUUAAAAAUCCAAAGAAUAACUACAACCUUUGUUAGGACUAGUUUUACAAUGUUUACGAGGUCGUGGGGAUAUAAAUUGGUCAGCGCUGUAGUGGUCCAAAGGCGAAGUCCCGGGGCGCGCGCUCAAGCUUAUAUAGGGCUCCCGGGCUGUAAAGAGCGGCGCAGGAGAGACCGCAGCGUCACGACGUCACACCAUGUUGCGUUAAAUCUGUUGACCUGUCAUCACCAGCGGCCAUUUUGUUUUAACUUACGUUUCGGGCAUAGAUGUGGAUCUAGCUAGAUUCUGCGAGUGCAAUCCGCAGGCCAAGUCGCGCGUCAAUAACCGAAAUAUAAAAGGGACUUUCUCACUUAUACUAAGCAGCAAAAUCUCGACACGUUUCUUAUAGAUAAAGAUUGGUUCAUAUUUCAUGUAUUCAUGUCAGACAGUUACAUAAAGAUAUGACACGGUAUAAAAGUGUCCUCUAUGCUGCGCCAAUGGGUAAAUUGGCACUGGCAGUAUCUAGUUACAUCUAUGUCUGUGCUGUCGUCAUUGUAUAUUUGCUUUCAAGUCUGAUUAGUUUUGUAUAAGUGUAAAUUUAUUGUGCUUCGUAUACUAAGGCCUUGUAUUAUUGAGGAGUAAUUGUAACUUCCUUUGCUGCUUUUCUUGUUAUUAAUAAAUCUCAUGUUUAUGUAGUA